Molecule: messenger RNA, 2541 nt
Organism: Closterium sp. Yama58-4
Lineage: Eukaryota; Viridiplantae; Streptophyta; Zygnematophyceae; Desmidiales; Closteriaceae
Source: the annotation of a GenBank genome assembly
AUGUACGACACGUCGGCGGUACCGAUUUUCACGGGACAAAACUACUCCGCGUGGAAGUUUAAGUUCCAAGUGCUCAUGAUGGAGCGGGGACUUUGGGGUCUCUUCGAUGGAACGGAGAAAAAGCCGACGGACGACGAGAGCGCCAUCGCGGCAUGGAAGAAGAAGGACCAAAAGGCGUUCGCUACGCUAAUCUCGCGGAUCGGCAUCAACCUCGUGAGCUCGGUGCGCACGUGCAUCAAGCUCGAAGCGUCAGCGCAUGAAGCGUGGAAGCGGCUCGAGACAAUGCACGUGAACAAGACUCUCCACGGCAAGAUCCUAGCCCGGAACGCGUUCUACACGGUGAAGUUGCGCGCGGGCGAAUCGAUGCACGAGUAUGCGACUCGUGUGGAGGAACUCGGGGAAACGUUCAUGGACCUCUGUGGAACGGUCACCAAGGAGGAUUGGAUUCUCACCUUGCUUUGCGGCCUUCCGGAAGAGUGGUCGACGGUGAUUACGACACUCGAUAGCGUGCAAGAGGGCAACGCGCACAUGGCAUCCGGCGAAGCCGAGGAUUCAAAGGAGUCGCUCGUGUUAGUGGCCGGCAACGGGAACGAAACUCCAAGCGACGCGUGGUUCCUCGAUACCGGCGCAACGCAACACAUGACACACUCGGCGUCGCUCCUCAACAACAUUGGCGCUCCGGGAGACGUCACGAGCAUCGUGUUCGGAAACAACGAAUCGCUACCGGUGGUUGGAGUUGGGAGUACGCGCCUCAUCGUCGAUAGCGGACCGGUGGACGUCACGAACGUGCAUCACGUCCCGGGGGUGAAGGUGAACCUUCUAUCCAUCCCACAACUUGCGAAGAAGGGCGUGAUCGCCACGAUCGACGGUGCGAAGAUGAACCUCUUUUGGAAGGGGGAGCAAUUCGCGCAAGGUGUUCUCAACGGAGAUAUCUACCAACUCAAGACGUACCCGAGAGCGGCUUCAUCGAACGUUGCUUCAUCCAAUGUGGCGCAAGGCUCCAAGGCAACUCUCAAGGCGUGGCAUAAUCGACUUGCGCACGCCAACUACGACUCGGUCAAGGAGUUGGUCAACAAAGGACUCGCGAAGGGAGCUUGUGCGGCAAUCUACUUGGGAAUUGCGGCGAACGAGCGUGCGUGGCGAGUGUGGGACUUGGGUGGCAAGCGUGUCGUCACAUCUCGGGACGUGGUCUUCGAUGAAGACAAGUUCCCGUCGAAGGAGAAACCCACUCAACAAGUCACCUUCAUCCUCCCGCCACGAGAGGAGGUUGAAGAAAGUGAGGUUCCACCACAAGUGGAGAAGGAAGCCGAAGAUGGAGGGGGAGAGAACAACGAGGAGAGCGUUGAUGAUGUCGUGGAGGUGUCACCUACCGAGGCGGCAACUACCUCGACACCUUCCUCCUUGCCAUUGGCUUUGACCCGUGGGCGUCGUGAAGUUCGUCCUCCCACCAAGUACAAAGACUACGCUACGGUAGCCGUUGGGGAGACGGAUAACGAAGGCGCGGCAUUUUGCUUCGCGACCAAGGGUGAUGAUAAACACGCGGAUUCUCUCAUGGAACCACCCCCUAAAGAUCAAUCUCAUGGUUCCUGCCAACUAGAGGACACGCCUCUACAUCAGCCACGUCAUAUUCAGGAGCUCCAGGAGGAAGCGUUAAAUGCGGAAGAACUGGCGGAGCUGCUACAGAUGCGCGCCAAUGGGAGCUUGCCUGAGUCCGCGAAGGUGGCGGCGGCGCUUGAGCGCGAGGUGGGGAGGCUUCGCGGAGGCAGCGAAGGCGGAAACGACGCGGGGGCGCUUGGAGCGGCUCGGGAUGAGUCUGCGGCGAGUGGCGCUUCGGAGAAGCAGAAUUCGAUUCAGUACGCGCGGCAUGAGCUGGAAGCACGGCUGCUUGAAGGGAAGCCGAUCCGCAGCUGGAUCAGGGAGAUUCAGCUGAUGUGGCGCGACGCCACAGGCGCGCAGCAUUCUGCAUUUCUCAAGGCGCGGGACGGCAAGGAGCAGGGCCGAGGCGCCACCGGCUUCAUCCAACGGAUGGUGAUCGACGGUCGGGAUGUGAUCCCUCCUUUCCACCCUGGAAGCUCCAUCUCCGCGGAUGGAGGCUUUAAGCUGCUGCUCGCGGAAACAAAGAGCCAGCCCGGGAGGGUAGAAGACGAGUUCCACCUGAAAAUAGAGGGCGUGGUGGAUCUGAGUGUGACGGCGCGGGUGGCCCAUCCGCUCAUGCAGACUGCGACUGAGGCUCAGGCGCAUUUCAACGUGCAUAUCGAGCAGCUCAAUCACACGGAGGGCAUUCACGGUGUGUUGGGGCAGACCUUUCGCGGUGAGGCAUCUCGCGCCGUGCGAUCCCUGCGUCACCGGCUGCUCACUCGCCUGCUGCGCGAACCAGUGGAUGUGGAGAGCAGUGAGGGGGGCGAUGGGCUGUUGGAUGGGCGCGUGCAGGACUAUCUCACCUCGGGGAUUGCCGCGCCUGACUGUGCUUUUGCUGCCGCGUGGAGGAGGGGAGAGCAGGAGAGUGAGAUGGGCGAGGAUGGGCCUGAUUCCAUGCGAUAA